AUCACUGAAGCUCUCAUGGGAGUUAGGGUAGACGAUAUCAAUGGGCUUACUGUUCUCAAACUGAGCACAACUUCCAACGAUAUUUUGAGCGGAUUCUACGCAGAAAUUAAUGCUAAACUUGGCACAUCCU
This is a messenger RNA of Paraglomus occultum, 130 nucleotides long. Lineage: Eukaryota; Fungi; Glomeromycota; Glomeromycetes; Paraglomerales; Paraglomeraceae. The record is from the annotation of a GenBank genome assembly.